Molecule: messenger RNA, 1075 nt
Organism: Xenopus laevis (African clawed frog)
Lineage: Eukaryota; Metazoa; Chordata; Amphibia; Anura; Pipidae
Gene: psme2.S
Product: proteasome activator complex subunit 2
Exons: 11
Coding region: 250-978 (242 amino acids)
Source: RefSeq, a predicted model, not a curated record
UAUCUGUUAUCCAGAAAACCCCAGGUCCCAAGCAUUCUAGAUAACAGGUCCCAUACCUGUAAUCGGCCGUUUAUGAGCUGCUGGAAAUUCCCUUUUAUUUCCACUAUCCCCUCCCCUAUCUAUUGUAUAAAGCAGCAGCAUAAUAAAACUGAAAGUAACAGAGGGCUGAUACAGACACAGGAGAUCAGCAAAGGAAAGCAAGCUCAAGCAUAGGCCGAGGAACUUGAAAGACCCUCUUUAACUACAGUUAUGUCCAAAGUACUACGUCUAAAAGUUUCCCAGGACAACCAGGAGAAGGUCAAUGGGUUCCGUGAAGCUCUAUUCUCUCAGGUGCAGCAUUUCCUGUUUGAAUUCCUUCCAGAGAAGAUUCAACAGAUGGAUAAUCUUCUGAAGAGCGAUCUUUUCAAUGUGGAGGACCUGGCAACCCUUCAUACUGAGUUGAACAUUCCUAUUCCUGAUCCUCCAACUCCGGAGUCUGAGGAUUCAUCCAAGAUGGAGACAGAUAAAGAAGAAAAAAAAGCUCCUCGAUGUGGGUUCCUGAAGGAGAAUGAGAAGUUGCACAAAGUCCUCAACAUUGUUCAGCCUGAGAUACGAAGCCUAAGAGAAGGAUGUGCCCUGAUUAUCACCUGGAUCCAUCACUUGAUACCAAAAAUUGAAGAUGGAAAUGACUUUGGAGUAUCAGUGCAGGAAAAACUGGUAGAACGUGUAACUGCUGUAAAAACCAAAAUAGAGACUACACAGACCAGCAUCUCUAAAUAUUUUUCAGAGAGAGGAGAUGCUGUUGCCAAAGCUUCUAAGGAGACACAUGUGAUGGAUUAUCGAGCUUUGGUUCAUGAGAAAGAUGAAAUUGCAUUUGUAGAUCUAAGAAUAGCCUAUACUGAAGUACGAAACUUCUAUGUUGAAAUCUUUGACAUUAUUCUGAAGAAUUUUGAGAAAAUCACAAACCCUAAAGGAGAGGAGAAGAGUUCAAUGUACUGACAUUUUUUUCUCUAUGUCUGUAGCUACUGUGAUGCAUAAACACUGUUUUGCACUGGAUGAAACCAAAUCAAAAUAAUAAACUAAGUGACAAAAGUGA